Messenger RNA from Condylura cristata (star-nosed mole), 4590 nucleotides. It is a transcript of the gene NRAS, whose product is annotated as neuroblastoma RAS viral (v-ras) oncogene homolog. The transcript is spliced from 7 exons. Gene Ontology annotation, molecular function: GTPase activity; GDP binding; GTP binding. Gene Ontology annotation, cellular component: plasma membrane. The record is from RefSeq and is a predicted model, not a curated record. Gene Ontology annotation, biological process: Ras protein signal transduction. Bases 728 to 1297 code for a protein of 189 amino acids. Lineage: Eukaryota; Metazoa; Chordata; Mammalia; Eulipotyphla; Talpidae.
CUGCAGCUUCUAGGACCCAGUUUCUUUUACUGAUUUCAAAACAAAAAACAAAACAAACAAAAAAAAUAAAAAAAAGUUGUGCCUGAAAUGAAUCUUGUUUUUUUUAUAACUAGCCGCCUGGUUCCUGUGUCCUGUGGAGUACAGGCACUUGACCCUUGGUGUAGACUUUCUGUCACGGGAACGCAUUGGUCUGAUUUUCGGCCCUCAUCUUGAAUUGGCCAUUUACAGGGUCCCGGGUCAGUGGACGAAGACUGUGUCUAAGGUGACAUGGGUCAGCUCAGGGGUGUGGGGAGGAGGGCACUUUUAUCUUCCUCGUUGUCGUUUGAGGUUUUGAUCUUCUCUGGGUAAAGAGGCCAUUUAUCUUUGUAAACACAAAACAUUUUUGCUUUCUCCAGUUUUCUGUUAAUGGCGAAAGAAUGGAAGCGAAUAAAGUUUUACUGAUUUUUGAGACACUAGCACCUAGCACUUUCGUUAUUGAAACGUCCUGGGUGGGAGGGGCCGGGCUGGGUGCGGCUUGCCGCGUGACUCCCGGGUCUGAGGCCCACGUGGCCGGGGCGGGGCCUCGGGCGCCCCGGGCGCCUCCUGAUUACGUAGCGGGCGGGGCCGGAAGUGCCGCUCCCAGGUGGGGGCUUUUAAUGGCGGUUCCGGGGUCUCCAACAUUUCUCCCGGUAGUUCAAAGUCUGUCGGAGGCGGAGGUACCCGAGCUUGCGGUUUUUGCUGGUGUGAAAUGACUGAGUACAAACUGGUGGUGGUUGGAGCAGGUGGCGUUGGGAAAAGCGCACUGACAAUCCAGCUAAUCCAGAACCACUUUGUGGACGAAUAUGAUCCCACCAUAGAGGAUUCUUACCGAAAACAGGUGGUCAUAGAUGGUGAGACUUGCCUGUUGGACAUACUGGAUACAGCUGGGCAGGAGGAGUACAGCGCCAUGAGAGACCAGUACAUGCGGACAGGCGAAGGCUUCCUCUGUGUCUUCGCCAUCAAUAAUAGCAAGUCAUUUGCAGAUAUUAAUCUCUACAGGGAACAAAUUAAGCGAGUAAAAGACUCGGAUGAUGUACCCAUGGUGCUAGUAGGAAAUAAGUGUGAUUUGCCAACAAGGACGGUUGACACAAAACAAGCCCACGAGCUGGCCAAGAGUUACGGGAUCCCGUUCAUUGAAACCUCAGCCAAGACCAGACAGGGUGUUGAAGAUGCCUUUUACACACUGGUAAGAGAAAUACGUCAGUAUCGAAUGAAGAAACUCAAUAGCAGUGAUGAUGGGACUCAAGGUUGCAUGGGGUUGCCGUGUGUGGUGAUGUAACAAGAUACUUAGAAGAUUCUAGCAUCAGAAAAGAGCCACUGUCAAGCUGCACUGACGCCCUGGUCCUGACUUCCCUGGAGGAGAAAUAUUCCUGUUGCUAUCUUCACUUUCACAACGAAGUUCCUGCUCUUCCCCUGGCUCUCAAAAGAUCAGUACCAUUUUCUGUAUUUGAGAAGAUCUCAGAAUAACUACCUCCUCGCUUGGUUGUCUGACCAGAGAAAUGAACCUCUUGUUGCUCCCCAGUGUUUCCCCCCCUAGGUUCUCUCCCAACACAAAAUACACCUGCCACGCCCAGUUUUUCAUAUGUAAAGCAGUUCAUUCUCUGAAACAGAACCAAACUAUAGACAAGAAAGUCGUGUAGAGAACAGUAUCUUGAGCUCUCUCAUUGCAACUGCUGGUGUUCGGGCUUUUUUUCUUUUCUACUGUUGACCUUGGCACUAUGUUGGUUUUUGGGAAAAUGUUAGAAAUUACUGUUUUGCUAAGAAGGCAGUACAGCUCAUGUUGCUGUUUGGUUUGUAAUGUCAGCUGUCUUCUACACUGGCCCCUGCUCUGUAUUCAUAAAUACAAGCGCUCAUGACUGACUUUGAAUCUAUCUUAGUCUUCCUGACUCUAUGUAGUCAAAUCCAACUAUCACAACAAAGUGCCUUUUUCCUAGGAGUGGUCUGUGGACUUCCUUUCUCAUGCUUCGGUGGCUAGGUAUCUCAGAAACCAUACAUGUGAACGUGAACGGCUGACAUAGCUGUCUGGCCUGGCUACUCUUGAAGAUGUGCCGAUCUGAUAGCAGGUGCCAUCUUAGCUGGCUCAAGUUAGUUUUCCAGAAACCUGUUUUGUGACUUUCUCAAAAGGAAAGUGACAUUGAGAAUAAUCUUACAUAAUUUUUUACCUGACCUGUACUUUUUUUUUUUUGGUAGGUUGACCCCUACAAAGUGUAAUUUCUUACUGACAGCCCAAUCAGUGAACUUCCAUUUGUAUUUAAAUUUGGAUCACAUGAGAAAGCUCUCCUUUCACAGAUGUUCAAAUUUCUACAAAUGGGUCACAGAUUCUUAAGUAGUUGUGAAGUUGUGAUGAUGAUGUUCAGGCCUCAGAUACACUAACAGACACAUUUUCACCACACCCCAUGAUACCCAAGGAAGCACCUUGCCCUCCAUCCCUUCUUACCCACUCCUGGGCCUCCCCCAGCAGUGAGCCUUCUCUAGUUACUUCAGUUGAGAAGAGCAUGGUGCUAAUGGAGCAGCUUGUAAAAGGCGAGCAAGCCCAGUAACUGGCUGGCAGGCAGUUCUGUUAGGUGCGUGCUGUUAGUCCUGCAGAGAAAGAAGGUCAGCCAAACCCUUUACAUGACUGGGAGCGUUGGUAUCCUGCGGAGUCUUUAAAGUCUGGACUUAUUCUGUAGCCUUGUAAAACUUAGUGAAGCCACUAUUUUUUUCCCCCAUUGUGUUUUGGAGAAUGAGGAUGCCUCUGAUUAGAAAUUCAGUUUUUUUCUUGGCUCAAUCUUUGAAGAGUUAAUGCAGGAUGUUGAUUAGUCUGUGCGGGUCACAAAAGCUAGUGAGUUUGUUGAGAAGAAAGACUGGAUUGAAGUUGCUGUUUCAGAAGGGAGUGGAAAUAGGAUUGUUUAGUCCUUACAGUUUUACUUUCUAGUUGUUAUUAGAGUAAGUCGUGGUAACUUAUGGCUUUUCCAGUUGCUUUUCUUCUAAGGAGAAAUAGAUUAAUAAAAAACAAGACUUGGAUACUUUCUGGUAGAAGACCAGCCCCCAAAUGGCCACUUCUGUUCUGAUCUUUUCAAUGUGUAGACAGUUACUGAGGCCCUAUAGCUUCCGCCAGGGAUUCUCGUUUACCAAACAAGUCGUGCCCUGCCUUGGAAUUCAGUAAAGAAGAGGAGAGAGCUGGAUGAGGGCCUGAGCCCUGGUGCUCCCCAGCACCUGGGAGCGCCUCUGCUAUGUUGUCUCUGCUCCUUCUGGAGGUUUCCUGUGGCUAGAUUGAGGCCCUUCUUACCUCAGUGGUGGUUGUCUGUCGCGCCUCCUCUUUCUCUUACUUGACUGACCUGACCCUUGAAUGUCAAGUUCGAGGAAAGGCCGCGGGGCUCCUGUGCUCUGCCCCUGUGUGCAUGUGUCUUAAGUCUUCUCAAGUAUGUUUUAAGCACAGAAGUAACAUAAAUGAGGCCAAAAUGCAGACUGAACUGUUCUCUAGGUUUGAGUUUUGGCACCAUUCAGUGACAGAUUAAUAAACCCUCAAUAACUUCAGUUCGUGUGGUGUAAAAUGUGGUUUUUGUGAUACGUUUGUGGUUGCCGAAAACAGUCCUGGUUUUACCUCAAAAUCUGAGUCUCUUUCCCAAGUUAAGUGCCUGGCCAGCUGUCAUAAGUUACAUAUGACCUUCCUUGUGUGUGUUUGUUUUAAAGUUUCAGGUUCAAGAGUGUGAAAAUAAGAUGUUUUCUUUUAAAGGCUGCCAUGCCUGUUCUGUAGCUGAAUCUCCAUGCUGUGCAAGCUCCGCCAGGUUGUGGCCGAGUGUCCUGGUGAUUCUGCGUUACCUGGUUAGAUUUUUCAUGGAAGGAGCACAACAGUGUUGCCUGGGCCCCCAUGGCUAGCCCUCCUCAUCCUGUAAACUGCUGUGAAUCUUGUCUUGACUUGAAAGCAAAGAUAAACACUUUGAAUAAAGAGAUUUUUUUUUUCCAUUCCAGAAUUUAAGGGCAUAGUCAUACUUUGCUUUACAUUUAGUCAUGAACCCAUAAGCUGGCAGCUACAACCAAGAACCAAAAAAUGGUGCAUUCUGCUUCUUGUGAUUCAUCUGUGCUAGUAAAUUACAAGAAGCCAAGAUAGCUAAUUAGGGAAUAUUUUGUUUGGGUGGUUUCUGUACACGGGACUACAGUUCUCGUGCUUUAUCUUUCAUUUUUGCUGUUUCUUUAAGCAGUCUAAUACACCACAAAACUAUAUUAAGGUGUUUGCUGUAAGAUUUGUUUGAGAGGAUUCUCUUAAUAAGUUUAGCUGUAGGUAAGUUUCAGAAUACAACUGGUGGUUUUUCAAAGCCUGAGAAGACUCGCCUAAGAAGCAGUUGAAUUCUGGUCUGGAGAGAAGGGAGAAUCUCAGUGGAAGUUUGUGUGGCUUGAAUUCCUGUGCCAUGGGUAUAAUAAGUAAAAAACAACAGUUGUGCACUUCUGCUGUUUAAAUGGAACUAUUGGCUUCCUUUGCCCAAAGUGAAGGGCUGAUAACUUUGAUUAUUGUAAAUUAAUCCACCCUAAUUUUUGAAAACUUGGUUGAAUGUGUUUCUUGUUCAAUGUUUAAAAAAUAAAAACUGGAAGUUC